GUGUCCACGCGCUGUUGUUGUGAUUGACAGACAGAAGUCAUGUUGAACUUUCGCUUCACUGUUCGUCGUCUCAAACAUGCUUUAAGUACUUAAACAGCGAUGUCCGAUAUACUGAUGAAAGAAAUGGAGAGUAUAUCGAUCAGUCCAGUAAAGCCGGAGGAGCGUCCAGCGUCAGAAGGCUCUGGGAGCUUCCUACUGGUGGAUGAACAAGAAAACCUGCAGGUCCGUGAUGAGUCAGAGUUUGUGGACAAACUAGGCUGUGGGGAAGUGGCAGGGGUCAAAGUUCUCUCCAUCUUUGGCAACACAGGCGAUGGCAAGUCUCACACCCUCAAUCACAUCUUGUUCAGCGGUAAGACUGUCUUUUACACCUCCAAGUCUCCAAGCUCCUGCACCGUGGGAGUGUGGGCUGCAUAUGACCCCACUCUCAGUCUGGUCGCCUUGGAUACCGAAGGCCUGUUGGGAGCUGCAGCCAAUCAAAACCAAAGAAUGCGGCUUCUCUUGAAGGUGCUGGCUGUAUCUGAUAUUGUGGUGUAUCGUACUCGGGCAGAGCGCCUCCACAAUGACAUGUUCCACUUCCUGAGCAGUGCCUCAGGGGCCUACCUCAAGCACUUCACACCGGAGCUGAGGGCCCUUUCCAGCCGCUGUGGUCUAGACGUGCCUCUCUCCUGUCUGGGGCCAGCUGUCAUCGUGUUCCAGGAGACGACACACACACAGUUACUGGGUCACGACUCCAAGGUGGCUGGCCAUGCUGAUACUUUGCUCCAGAGACGUUUUCAUGACCUGAACCUGGGGACUGAGGCCUUUAGUUCGGUACAGUAUGUCGGCACCCAGACCAUCACACCCCCCACUAACUACAAGGUGCUGAUGGAGGCUGUGACGCAGCAUGUGAGGAACACUCACACACGUUCCCCUCGGCAUCCUGGAAUAGUUUUUCAUGCUCUGGAAGCCUUGAGUGAGCGUUUCUGUGGAGAAUUGUCUGAUGAAAAGAUGACCCUGUACUCAUUCUUCCCUGAUGAGUAUUUCACCUGCACUGCAGUUUGUCUCAGCUGCAAUAUUCGCUGUAAAAAUGGAAUGAACCAUUUGCGAGACAGGCUCCCCCACAUGGCAGAUGGGCUGUGCCAGUACGCCCACCAGUUCAACAACAAGGUCCUUAUCUGUAAGCGAUGCUAUGAAGGAGGGAAAGAGGUAAUUGUUGUACCCAAGACAUCAGCUUCCAGUGACAACCCAUGGUUUGGUUUAGCCAAGUACGCCUGGUCAGGUUAUGUGUUGGAGUGUGCUAGCUGUGGUGUAAUCUACCGCAGCAGACAGUACUGGGUGGGAAACCAGGACCCUGAGAGCAGUGUGGUGCGAUCUGAAGUGAAGCAUGUCUGGGAGGGGACGGACACAUUUCUCACCAACCACCAGAACGCUGCUCAGCGUGUCUUGGAUGGAAUGAAUUAUGUGAUCCAGUCAGUGUCCGAGUACAGCACCGGUCCCACCAAAGCUGUUGCUGCAUGGCUCACUGACCAAGUCGCACCCCCGUACUGGAGACCCAACAUUGAAAUCACUGCCUGCCAUGGGUGCCAGAAGGUGUUUGAGGAGGCAGAGAGGAAGCACCACUGUCGUUCUUGUGGCGAGGGUUUCUGUCAUCCAUGCUCCAGCCACAGGAUGCCUGUGCCAGAGAGGGGGUGGGGCAGCAGUCCUGUCCGGGUGUGUAAGGCCUGUUACCGCCAGGGAGGCCCAUCUGACUCCAAUAGUCAGGUGUGUAAGGUGGAGCCUCGGGGUCUGAUAGCUCGCAGGGUGACAGAGGUGGCCCAGUCUACACUGGACAUGGUCACCACAGCCGUGGAUUACCCACUCUGUUUUGUGAAGGAUGUGGCUCGACCAGACUACUGGAUCCCGGAUCAGGACAUCACCCAGUGCCACGAGUGCUCCAAAGCGUUCACCCCGGUGAUGUCCAAGCACCACUGCAGGGCCUGUGGACAGGGUGUGUGCGGUCCCUGCUCUACACAUAUGAAGCCUGUACCCUCCCGAGGCUGGGACCACCCAGUCCGAGUUUGUGACAGCUGCCACGCCCGCACAGACGCCCUGUGACCUCUCCCACUCAGAGGGCUUCUUUAAGUGCGCUCAGUCUUCCUCAGACGGUCCACAAUAAACACUGUGAAUCCUGACACUGCUGCUCCGAGUGAACAAAGCAGAUCAGCUACAGAGCACUAGACGACAGAACUGGAAUCAGAUUCUCUGGAGUGAACUAAAUUCACUGAGUUCAGUUUAAAGUUCAUCAAAGAUGUGUUUUCCACCUACCAACAGAACCUACACAACAGCGAUGGUUCUCUUUCUAGAAUCUACCGUACAGCGCCACUAACUGGACAAAUGGAAAGGUGGACCCUUGUUUUUAUGUAUUCGGUAAAAAUGUAAAAAAUAUAUAUAUCUCUCUACUUCCUUCAAUUUUUAUUAACAGCAUCAGAGCCUUGACUCUUAUCUGCACUGAGGUUUGUUCCUUCCUGUUCCUUGAAUCCUGUUUGCACACCCCUGCCGCCACCUGCCUGUAGUUUAAUGGACAGAUCUGUUGGCUAAAGCACCAGGGGAAAAAGUAAAAGGGAUGACCUGUAAGGGUGUAGAUUUCUAACCCUUUUUUUUUUUUAAUAAGCCAUCAAAACCACUUGCACUGUCUUAGAAUUCAAAGCUUGAGAAAGACAAGGGUGACAUUUAUGAGGAGGCUGCAGACUGGGGGGUCAGAGGUACGUUGUGCAUUAUUUUGUGAGAAUAUGUGCUGUGCCUUAUGGGAAUAUGGAUUCCUCUUUCUAGAGCUCCUGAGCUUUGUUUUCAGAUACCCCACAAUAUGUUCAAGGGGAUUAUUUGUGCCUAAUUACAGCCUCACUCCUCUACCUUUCACUGCAUUUCUACAGGACAGUGACGCAUUUGAAAAUAAAAUUUGUAGCAUAUCAUAUAGACAUUCCAAUGUAUAGAAAUACCCAUGUAAUGAUGAAGACAUACUGUACUUCUCAGAGGUUAUUAUGAAUCAUGCCCUCUCUCUUUAGUCACUGAUGCUUCAGAAAACUCUGCAUACUAAGUCAUACUCUGAACAAUUAAUACAACUGGAUAGUUCAGUUUUUUAUGCAAAAUAAACAUUGAAUUACUUGUCCUUUAACAUGUAAAUUAUACAAGCAGUUAUGGGAAAUGUCUCUGUAUUAAACAUACAUGCAUUAAUACUGUUUUCCUUCUGUCAAUGAAUAACCAGUUGAGAUUUAAGGAUGUUUACUAAUGAAAUCUAGUAAGUGACAAUCUUGAUUUGUUUCCUUCUGAAAUCAGACCCAAAUAAAGAAGACUUUUCAGGCUACAUGUGUAUUAGUUUUUGUAAAAGUACCUCAAAGACUCUUUUCCAUGAAUUUGUCAACCAACUGAA
Messenger RNA from Sphaeramia orbicularis (orbiculate cardinalfish), 3385 nucleotides. RefSeq names its product zinc finger FYVE domain-containing protein 1. The record is from RefSeq and is a predicted model, not a curated record. NCBI's taxonomy places the organism in Eukaryota, Metazoa, Chordata, Actinopteri, Kurtiformes, Apogonidae. Gene Ontology annotation, biological process: lipid droplet formation. Gene Ontology annotation, molecular function: 1-phosphatidylinositol binding; phosphatidylinositol-3,4,5-trisphosphate binding; phosphatidylinositol-3-phosphate binding. Gene Ontology annotation, cellular component: lipid droplet. The transcript has 12 exons. Bases 100 to 2073 code for a protein of 657 amino acids.